Arachis ipaensis is the source of this 576-nucleotide messenger RNA. The record is from RefSeq and is a predicted model, not a curated record. Lineage: Eukaryota; Viridiplantae; Streptophyta; Magnoliopsida; Fabales; Fabaceae.
AUGCACUAUUUUUUUCUGGGACCAUUAGCCAAGGAUGGAAUCGAACCUUUACGAGCAGAGAUUUUUCUCAAAAUUCAUAAAAGGCGUAAGGAUGGUAGACCAUUGGAUGAGGAGUCUGCAAAAGCAGUGGAACUAAUUGAAGAGAAUUGGAAUAAUGGCGAGCUAUCUAAUGAAGAAUCUAAUAAUGGUGUUGCUUGGGAAGGAGAUGUUUAUUCUCAAGUAUUGGGAAGUGAUAGAAGUGGUUACGUACGUGGUUUAGGACUUGGUCCAACACCUUUAUUGUGGGGUAAUAAAUCAUCUUAUGGUAAAUUUGCUUCAGAUGCUUUUGCUAAUGAGGUUGCUCAAAAAUUACAACAAGAAAUAAAGGUGCUAAAGGAGAAACAUGAAGAAGAAAUGAAGUUGAUGAAAGAAAAUCAAAAUAAAAUGUUGGCUGAAUUGUCUUUUAUGAGACAAGUUUUGUGUAAGCUUGUUUCAUCAGGUUCAUCUAUGACUCAAGAUUUCAAUGAAAAUUCUUUUAUGCAGGUUCCUGAUGCUAAUAGUGGUCAUGAGUUAGCACCAUCCAACACUUGAAAUCAG